Messenger RNA from Pelagomonas calceolata, 1197 nucleotides. The record is from the annotation of a GenBank genome assembly. Lineage: Eukaryota; Pelagophyceae; Pelagomonadales; Pelagomonadaceae.
AUGGCCUCCUUCCACCACGAGGGCAUGGAGCUCGACGCCCCCGCGGGCACGGCCGGCCGCCUGCCGCACGACAUCCAACAGGACGAGUCCGGCGCGCCCACGAAACUAGAUGAAUGGGACGACAACGUCCCGACGGCCGGUCCGAAGGGAGAAGAAAAUCCAAUGUUGGACGAGAGCGAGAUGGAACGAUUUGUGCGCGAAGGCAUGGAAGCUUGGGAUCUCUACGACAAGCGGUCAAAGGAAAAGAACAGCAUGUACGAGGAGGGCUUCCCGGUCCCCGACGAGCACCUGAACUGGAAGAUGCGGUUGCAGUACGGCGGUGCCACAGUAACACCGGAGCUCAUGGAAAAAGUCAGAGCUGUGGACUUCCUGAAGGACCCGCCGGAGGUCGACCUCCCCCCGAAGUCGGACAAAGGCCGGAAGGAGGCCGAGAAGAUCAUGCAGGAGGAGCACGAUAGGCGCUGGAAGAAAGUAGCCGAAGAUGUUGAUGAUUUACUAGAGUGUUUUCGAGGGUUUGAUCGAGCAAAGGAGAAGAUCCUGAAAAGGCGAGAAGGUAUAUUAACACCGUUCCCGGACGGCGGCGACUGGCAGUGGGAGUGCUACCGGACGAGGCAGGCGCACGAGCGGGAAGAACGGGAGCGCGAGAUCGCCGAGGCGGAGGCUGAGGGACGAGAACCGCCGCCCGAAAAGGUGCCGACGAUGCCUGAUUUAGCUAAAGCGGAGCAGGCCUUCAAGGAUCUGCAAGAACAGGGCGUGUUCACGCAGAAACAAGUUGAUGAGGAACUGGAGUUGUCGGAACGAAGGGCAUCGUGGGAUUGUGUGAGGGUCGCAUUGACGCUGGAAGAGGCGGCGAAAGCGGCAGAAAAAAGUGGGGACUACACGGGCGAGAAGCUCCCCAAGAAAUCCGACGAGUUGAAAGCCGCCGAGAAAGUACUCAAUGAGACCGACGACCCGCCCAAGCCGAGCUUCUACUACGGCGGCUUCGAGGAGAACGACUAUGGGGACGAGGACACCUGCGCGCGCAUCGCGGCCACCACGGCGGCGGCCGCGCGCGCCGAACCGGCGCGCGCGGGUUUAGAUUUGAUCAGGAUUUGCUGGAAGCUCGACGCGAAGCCGGAGGAGGCGCCGCCGGCGCCGGCGCCCGCGAAAAACCGUCGCGGAAGAAGCGUGGGUCGUAAUAAUAUCACUAAAUCUUAG